GUGUGUGGUUUCCCCUGGCCGGAGACAAACAGUCUUCCUCUUCGAAACGUGCCGAUGGGAGACCUCAGAAGGUUCCUCUGAGCCUUGAAAGGGAGGAAGGUUUGAAGCCAGACUUGGACAAAGCCCCAAGCGACGGCUGUGGGAGCAGAAGGAGAUGGGAAGAGAAUGAAGAAUUUGGGCACCUGGAUGGACUCGCGGCGCAAGGCCAGAGUGUUUGCGAGGGGGAGUUGUGCUGAGCAGCAUCUUCUGUGUUUAUUCUGACAGACAUUAUUAUUCCUGGGUGCAGGAGACAGAGGCUGGUCCUCACAUGAAUGAAACUUCCAAGCAGGUUACAAAUCCAGCAUGCGUGAGGGAUAAAUUCACCUGUGCGUAAAAUUGCAGUCGAAAGGGGGAAGGGUAGUGCAGACUCCCGACAGAGGAGGGCUUGUGUAAUGGCAUGCUGGCUUCCCAACAGCUGAUGACUUUUGGAAAGGACACAAAACUGUGUUCAAGAGGUCUUUCUGUGUACCUUGAAUGCAUUCUUUCAAACGUUGCCUUGCCUCUGGGACCCUCGGAGCCCCUCGUGUUGCCUCUUUAAAACAGCAAACUUGGAAAACACCUUCCUAACGGCAAGAUGAAAAGCCCCAUCACAUAGAAUGACAACGGAGAGUAUUUCAAAAUUCAAAGUUUUGCAGCAGAUGGGAAGAGUCUCAAUUAAACCAUGAAACUGCUGUAACAAAACAGCCUGAAGAAACAUCGGACUCCUCCUUUCACUGAUUAGCUUGAAGACAUUUUUUUAACCUUUUUUUUUAUGGUGUUGUACGGGAAAUUGCACCCACAGAACAUCAGCCUCUGCUGGGAGGGGGAGGGAGCAGCUGCCUGGAGCCCUUGCAUACAAUUCAGAGGCUCCGCUUUUGUCUCCAACAUGGACACCUCCAAAUCUCCCUUGCUUCAGAAUAAGUUUUCGGUCGCCCGCUUGGCCGAGGAGUUUUUCUGGAUUGGUGGCAGCAUUGUGGCUACGCCGAAAUGGAAAAUGGGCCAAAUUGUGGAAAGAUGUAUGAGCUCCAUGCAAGCUGGCACCCAGAUGAUCAAACUCCGCGGCAGUUCCAAAGGGCUAGUCCGGUUCUAUUACCUCGAUGAGCACAAGUCGUGUAUUCGCUGGAGACCAUCGCGCAAGAAUGAGAAAGCCAAAAUUUCCAUUGACUCCAUCCAGGAGGUGUGCGAGGGGAAGCAGUCGGAGAUCUUCCAGCGCUAUGCCGACGGGAGCUUCGACCCCAACUGCUGCUUCAGCAUCUACUACGGAGACCACAUGGAGUCCCUGGACCUGGUGUCCUCGACCGGGGAGGAGGCCCGCACCUGGAUCACAGGGCUCAAGUACCUGAUGGCAGGGAUCAGUGAUGAAGACAGCCUGUCAAAGCGGCAGAGGACGAGAGACCAGUGGUUGAAGCAAACCUUUGAUGAGGCCGAUAAGAACGGUGACGGCAGUUUGAGUAUUAAUGAGGUGCUCCAGCUGAUGCACAAACUGAAUGUGAACCUUCCCCGGCAGAAAGUCAAGCAAAUGUUUAAGGAGGCGGACACGGACGAUAACCAGGGCACGCUGGGCUUCGACGAGUUCUGCGCCUUCUACAAGAUGAUGUCGACGCGGCGCGAUCUGUACCUGCUCAUGCUCACCUACAGCAACCACAAGGACUACCUGGAUGCUGACGACCUGAAGCGCUUCCUUGAGAUUGAGCAAAAGAUGACAAAUGUGACCAAGGAGUACUGCCUGGAAAUUAUCAACCAGUUUGAACCGUGUCCGGAGAACAAGAAGCAGGGAGCACUGGGAAUUGACGGCUUCACCAAUUACACCCGGAGCCCAUCGGGGGACAUCUUCAACCCAGAACACCACCAGGUGAACCAGGACAUGACCCAGCCUUUGAGUCACUACUUCAUCACCUCGUCCCACAACACCUACCUCAUGGGGGAUCAGCUGAUGUCUCAGUCCAGGGUGGACAUGUAUGCCUGGGUGCUGCAGGCAGGCUGCCGCUGUGUGGAAGUUGACUGCUGGGAUGGACCAGAUGGCGAGCCCAUUGUCCACCAUGGAUACACCCUCACCUCCAAGAUUCUCUUCAAAGAUGUGAUUGAAACCAUCAACAAAUACGCCUUCAUCAAGAACGAGUAUCCUGUUGUUCUGUCCAUUGAGAACCACUGCAGUGUCCUCCAGCAGAAGAAGAUGGCUCAAUAUCUUACUGAAAUCCUAGGGGACAAGCUGGACCUGUCUUCUGUGCACAAUGAGGAUCCCACCAAACUCCCUUCCCCCGAAAAUCUUAAAGGAAAGAUAUUAGUAAAGGGCAAGAAGCUUCCAGCCACCAUUAGUGAUGACGCAGAGGAAGGGGAAGUGUCUGAUGAAGACAGCGCUGAUGAAAUUGACGACGACUGCAAGCUAAUGAAUGGAGAUGCUUCCACCAAUCGGAAGCGAGUAGAGAAUAUCGCAAAGAAGAAACUUGACUCGCUGAUAAAGGAAUCCAAAAUCCGUGACUGUGAAGAUCCAAACAAUUUUACAGUCGCCACUCUGCCGCCAUCUGGGAAACUCGGCCAAAAGUCAGACGUCAAGAAGAACAAACUUGAAGAUGAUGUGGCGUCUGGGGAAGACGCAAGCACCAACAAACGGUACAGCCGAUCGCUGAUGGGCAGCUUUUCCAAGCGCAAGAAAAAGGGGAGCAAAUUGAAAAAAGCAUCCAGCUUGGAAGAAGGGGAAGAUGACCAAGAUUGUCAAGGAAACUUAGCCCGGGGCUCGGUGCACUACAGCAGGAUAAGCAGACAGAAGAAAACAAUGAAGCUUUCCCGGGCUCUCUCUGACCUGGUGAAGUAUACCAAGUCUGUUGGGAUCCAUGAUGUUGAAACUGAAAUCUCUUCCAGUUGGCAGGUCUCAUCUUUCAGCGAGACAAAGGCCCACCAGGUACUCCAGCAAAAGCCAGCACAAUAUCUGCGUUUCAACCAACACCAGUUGUCCCGCAUCUACCCAUCUUCCUAUCGCGUUGAUUCUAGCAAUUACAAUCCCCAGCCCUUCUGGAACGCUGGCUGUCAGAUGGUCGCAUUGAACUAUCAGUCUGAGGGGCGAAUGCUGCAGCUGAAUCGGGCCAAGUUUAAUACCAAUGGGAAUUGUGGCUAUGUCCUCAAACCAAAGUGCAUGUGUCAAGGUGUCUUCAACCCAAAUUCCGAAGACCCUCUCCCCAAUCAGAUGAAGAAGCAGCUGGUGUUGAGGAUAAUCAGUGGGCAACAGCUACCAAAGCCACGGGACUCCAUGCUGGGAGACAGAGGAGAGAUUAUAGAUCCAUUUGUAGAGGUCGAGAUCAUAGGGUUACCAGUGGACUGCUACAAAGAGCAAACUAGAGUGGUUGAUGACAAUGGUUUUAAUCCGAUGUGGGAGGAGACGCUGGUGUUCACAGUGCACAUGCCAGAGAUUGCGCUGAUACGCUUCCUCGUGUGGGAUCACGAUCCCAUUGGGCGGGAUUUCAUUGGACAGAGGACGAUCGCGUUUACAAGUAUGAUGCCAGGCUAUCGGCACGUGUACCUGGAAGGCAUAGAAGAGGCGUCCAUCUUUGUGCAUGUAGCUAUUAAUGACAUCUGCGGUAAGGUCAAGCAAGCUCUGGGCUUAAAAGGUCUCUUUCUCAGAAAUCCAAAACAGGCCUCUCUAGACAGUCAUGCUGCUGGUCAACUCCAUCGCAAACACUCCUUUAGCAGCCACAUCUUACGGCGGACAGCCAGCGCCCCCACCAAGAGCCAGAAGAAGACCAAGAAAGGCUUUCCCGAGAUUGCUAUCGACACCAAAGACAAUAGCUCGGAAGGGGCCAGUGAAGACCGUGAACUGGAAGAUUCUUCCCAGCCUCGCUUUGACAAAGAGCCGGAAAGCUCCUCUCCAACGCUGGCUCCCGGAGUGGGGGCCAAUGGGGAGGUACAUGGCAAAGGGUUGAAAGGUAAGGCCCAUGGUUCUGGUAAAGGUAAACCCCAAGCUCGUACUCCUGGGGGUGCAGCUUUCAGCGAGCCCACCCGGAGGUCCAACAGGGUCCGUCUCCAGGAGCACCAGGACGAGAAACAGAGCGUCUUUGCACGGUGCGCCAUCAAUGGCUCCGGUAGGAUUGGAGUGGCAACCAAUUGCAUGAGAUGCAUGAUUGGUUGCAAGGAGAGCCCCGAUCUAGAAUGCAAGUGGAGUGACCCGGUGGCCAGGCCGAGCGCUAAAGAGACGCUGCACCGCGAUCAGUAUAGCAGUCUCGUGGGAGACGAGAGGUUAGAACUAAAAAAUUGGGGAAUAGUAGAGCAACCUAGACCCCGGUCAGACUUGCAGAUUUGCAGCAGCCUCGGAGGGGUCAGUGACCAACCAAGGAGCACUCAGCCCUUUGUGACUCCAGGGAAGAAAAACGGUGAAACUAAGUGUCACGGGAUGAAAGCUCAUCCCCGGCAGAGGUGGCAGUGCCAAUCAGGUGGCAAGUAUGGAAGCACUGUCAACUUGGUGACAGCUAGCAAUGGCUCCAUAUCCUCCAACUCCAGCAGCCUAGAGAGCCUUGGAAGCCCCGAAUUCCCCAAGCGCUGCUCUGAGAAUUCCCGAAGGCAAGUGGGCACCCUUCAGAGGGAGAUGAAUGCCUUGUUCGUUCAAAAAUUGGAGGAAAUUCGAAGUAAAUCCCCUAUAUUCUUUACUGAUGUCUGCCAGCUCUCCAUGCAGAGGUCAGUCACUUCUUUAUGCAGUCUAGAAAUUAUCACCGAAGAGCCCGGCUUUGCCAAUGGAAAACAACGUGCUGGUCCCUGCACCUUUCUGCCUGAUACCUCUACUAGUGAUUCUGAACAAGGGUCGGUGUCUCAUCAUCCCAGUGAAUCUAGAUCGGCAGGAAGUAGCCCAGCUGACCAGCCUGAGAAAGCUCUUCUUGCUCAUGAGCCACCAGCAGAAGACCAAACGGUUGUAAGUCCCAGGGCAGCAGCCACAAGCCUGUUGGGCCUGAAAGAUGAAAGUGGACGCAGCGAGGGACCACUCGAAGAUGGGGGUGACUGCGGAGAGACCCACGGGAGUGGUGGAGAUCGGUCUAGUUUGGCAGCGUGUCCUCAACAAAGCGGGGGGAUGUUGGCACUGAGUGAUGCUUCGGUCCGUUCCACUGAAAACUGCCAGAAGCCAAACGACUGUCCAGUGUUACCUGAUGGGAACCACGCUGCCGAAUCUGUAAGCCAGAAGGAUGGUGCCGCAACUAGCCCACCCCAGAUACAUCACAGGAACAGCAGCACACAGCCGACUUUGCCUCCAGCAGUUUUCCAGAAAAUCCAGCCUGCUCAGGCUCCGGCUGCUGCUGCUUCUCUGACCAGCUCUCACGUGUUACUGAGAAGGUCCAAAAGCGAAGGGCCCAAGAAUUCCGACUCCUCCGCCUUCACGAGAAAUCCCAACAGCCUCUCCCCGACCGCAGAAGUGUACUCCGAUGCCACUGUCCACGACCAGAUCUGGAGCAAGCUAGAUGCCAGCAGUCACCGGGACAGCGUGUCUUCCUCCUCCAGCAUGUCCUCCAACGACACUGUGAUAGACCUCUCUCUGCCCAACCUCGCUCGCAAAAGCCUUCCGGAUCUCGGGACCCAUCGCGAAAACAGUGAGACCGUUGCUGUGAGAAAGGCCAUGCGCCCCCGGUCUGCAACGACCUCUGGGAGCGAAAUGCCAGUGGUGACCAAGAGCAAAUCCAAUCCCAACCUGCGGGCGGACCAGACGCCCAUGGAUGAGCUGAACCCCAGGCCUCUGGCCAGGGUUCCUCAAGAUACAUUGGCCUCCAUCCCCAGGAGGCAUACCUGGAGCAGACUCUACAUGGAAAGUCUCAGACAGUCGUCUCUCAAGUCCAAAGCCCAAGAUAGAGCUGGAACUGGCCAGGCAAAAUCCAAGAGCCUUGGGGAUCUCACCUCCGACGACAUCGCAUGCACUUUUGAAAGCAAGUACCGGAGCAUCAGCCGGAGCUUCGUCACUAGGUCGAUGCGAGAGCAGCGCCGCUUCUCGGGCACACGGUCUUCGGCCAAGCCCCAGGACCAUCUGACCGAGCAGCUGAAGAAGCUGAUGGCUUUUCAGGAGGAAAAUGACAUCACCUCCCCCACUAGCCUGGAGCCAGUUGAAUCCGAGGAGGAAGCGGAGGGCUUGCUCCUCCGCAGGUCCUCCUCCCGCAGCCAGAGCAGGGUGCGGUACAUUGCCAACCGGGCCAAGCAAGCCCAGGAGAGGCAGCGGCUGCAAAGCCUGAGUCAGAUCAACGGGAGCCCCAUUGAGGAGAGGGGAAACCCCGAGGGAGCCUGCUGCGUGGUGAGAGGGGUUUGUAUGGACUCAGCUUCCCCCCCUCUGUUUACGCCGCAGCUAAAGAACCAAACGGACUUUAACCAGGACACUGAGGUUUUCUUCAUGCUGAAACUUUAAUGCUGGGAAGCGCUGAACAAGGUCGAUGCUUACAUUCCUGUCCAAGCAAAACUUGAAAACCCAAGAGCAUGAAAUGCCCACACGCAAGAUAACAUUUCUUCACCCCUGUGGAUGAUAAAGCAACCAAAGAGAUUGGCUGUGAAGAAAUGGAUGCCAGUGGAUUGGACAUCCAAAUCAGAGCCAGCCUAGUAGAGUCAGUGGCGUGCCGAGCCGGUUACAGUUCACAGGUCUAGGGUUUGGGGGUGGCUCAUUUUGUUUUUGCAGCCUUUUUUUCUAUCUGAUCACCGGUUUGCCCCUGCAGUUAUCUGUGUGCUCAAGCCACAUGGUUUCCGCCUGCCAGGUAAACCUCUGCAUGACGCUCCCAGGGCCCACCGCUGCUUGCUCUUGCAAACUGCAGGUCCAUAAAGGGAAACCUGGCUUUAAAAUCUGGCCCCUGGGCUGUUUUUCCUGAAGAGGUGUCUGAGGGUGUCUUUUCUUCCCGAGAGUCAAAAACAGCAUAGCCGUUUUCUGUGUUAAUCAUCUAACCAGCAGAGUCAACUGCCCAGCCUGAUCUUAUAGUUUCCAGUGAAAGUCCCCGUUACCUUGGUUCUUUAUGCUGAGGAAGAAAUCUUUCCAUGCUUAGAGGCAGUGCUUUUUAAACCAGUCUGUCCCGAUGUACAAACUGUCCAAGUAUUAUUUCAGAACUUAAUGUGGGGAGAGGAGGAAGGUGCUAGAAAACAGGCAGGAAAUGUCUUCUAUUGACUUUGUUUAGCUCUGUGGUAGCAAAAAUGAAGGCUACUAGUCCUUUGGAAAGAGAAUUGACCCUGGUAGGUGAGAUUUUGACCAAGCUGCUGUACACAGCACCGUCAGGAUGCAUUUUACUUUUUUUUUUCUGUUAUGCACUGCCAGGCAAGAUUUUGUUUUAAAAAGAUAGAUAUCUAUAUCUAUAUAUAUAUAUAUACAUUUUUAGAUGAACAUAUUUAGAAUUGAACCCAACCUGAACAGAAUAUUUUUUUUCAUUUUAUAACCUUUUUUAUUUUUAGUUUUAUUUUUGUCAGGAUUAUCGUUUGUUUGAGCCUAAAUGUGCAUUUUGUGGGUGGAGGAGGAGAAUGUUGGUCGAGACGUGGUUUUUAAAGUGAGAGCUAACACUUUCAUUUUAAUUGCUGACGGCCUUGUCCCUUUGAUGGGGGAUAGUUUUGUUUGUAACGAUCCCCCUCUGGAUAUUUCAAAAUUUUAAAAUCUAUUUGUAAAACCAUCUGACGCUACUCAAAUAAAAGCAUUUAACCUUU
Molecule: messenger RNA, 7650 nt
Organism: Pelodiscus sinensis (Chinese soft-shelled turtle)
Lineage: Eukaryota; Metazoa; Chordata; Testudines; Trionychidae
Source: RefSeq, a predicted model, not a curated record